Messenger RNA from Acanthosepion pharaonis, 591 nucleotides. Lineage: Eukaryota; Metazoa; Mollusca; Cephalopoda; Sepiida; Sepiidae. The record is from the annotation of a GenBank genome assembly.
AUGAUGGCUGAUUUGGCAUUCAAAGAAUUCCUUUUCAAAAUCUCUCUCAUUUUCUUUUAUUCUUUCUUUUCAAACUUAUCUUCUGGUUUCUCUCAUUUUCCUUUCCUCAUUCUCUUUGGGUUUUUUUUUGUUCCAUCUCCAACCCACUUCAUUCUUUCUGACCUUCUCUCCUCCUCCUUCACUAUCUUUUCCCAUCCACCUAUUUUAUUUUUGUUCUUUACUAUUUCUUCUAAUUUUCUAGUUCUUCUUCUUUCCUAUUUUCCUUCAUAUUUGAUUCUCCUAUAUUGCUUUCUUUUUCGCCUUUUUGUUCUUCCUGGUCUUCUUAUUUCCACAUCUACUAAUUAUUCACUUUCUACUUCAUUCUUAGUUUUUGUUAUUGAUCUAUUUUUAUUCUCUUACCAUUUUCUUUUAUUUCUGUUUCCAGUUUUUUCUUCCUUUUUCUACCUCCCCAUUUUUCUGAUUCUUUCCCUUCAUGCUUCUCUUUUUCCUUUUUUCAUUUCUUCCUUCUCUAUUUCAUUUCUGCUCUUCCUCCUGCCUUCUCUAAUCAUCUUUAUUCCAACCCCUCACGUUUUCACCCAUUUCUUUCAGUGA